Messenger RNA from Cyprinodon tularosa, 1251 nucleotides. It is a transcript of the gene twist1a, whose product is annotated as twist family bHLH transcription factor 1a. The record is from RefSeq and is a predicted model, not a curated record. The coding region runs from base 214 to 756 and encodes 180 amino acids. Gene Ontology annotation, biological process: developmental process; regulation of transcription by RNA polymerase II. Gene Ontology annotation, molecular function: protein dimerization activity; DNA-binding transcription factor activity, RNA polymerase II-specific; RNA polymerase II transcription regulatory region sequence-specific DNA binding. The transcript is spliced from 2 exons. Lineage: Eukaryota; Metazoa; Chordata; Actinopteri; Cyprinodontiformes; Cyprinodontidae.
CUCCAGUAUAAGAGCCUGGGGUCGCCCCAGCCUGGCAGAUACCGCUCCCUCUUUUGUGGCGCACCAGAUUUCUUAUCAAGAUCUAAAAUCAGUGCGGGAUAUACGCCUAAAUAUAGCUGGGUUUGUUUGUUGAUAUUUGUGACACUUACGGAGAAGUUGGGUCAGGGGUUAAAAGCUUUACAAUAGGCCAAAGUAAGCACCUCUGUGAAGACGAUGCGGGAAGACGACUCCUCCCCGAUGGACAGCGCCGGGAACAGCGAGGAGGAGAGCGACCGUCAGCUGCCACGGAGAGGGGCGAGGAAGCGGCGCGCAGCGCGCAGGAGCACAGACGAGGAGGAGGAGGAGGGAGGCGUGGCGAGUCCCAUCCGGAGCAAGAAAAAGUGCAGGAAGAUCUGUGAGGGCGGAGGGAGCGGAGGGAGCGAGGCCAGUAGCAACAGUCCCGCGCGCUCCUUCGACGACCUGCAGACUCAGCGCGUGAUGGCCAACAUCCGCGAGCGGCAACGGACGCAGUCCUUGAACGAAGCGUUCACGUCGUUACGCAAAAUCAUCCCCACCCUCCCGUCCGACAAGCUCAGCAAGAUUCAGACGCUGAAGCUGGCGGCCCGCUACAUCGACUUUCUGUGCCAGGUCCUGCAGAGCGACGAGCUGGACGCUCGAGGGACCAGUUGCAGCUACGUGGCGCACGAGCGCCUCAGCUACGCGUUCUCAGUUUGGAGGAUGGGAGGUGCGUGGUCCUUGUCCACCACUUCCCACUAACCGGACCUGGGAUGUCUGUGAUGAGACAUCAGGACUGAGGAACCAGUGAAUCAGGCCAAAGACAGCCGUGACCCCGGAUCAGUUGCUUCGCUUCAGGCCUCUGAGGGAAGCAGUCCGUUCACAUUUCCCUUUGCAUGGAUUGUAAUGUUUGCAAUGGGACCACUUAGGACAGCCUGGGCGGAUAUGAAGAAAGAGAGAGACCACUGCGACUAUGAAUGUUGUAAAAACAAAAAGAGCCCCUGACAAACUGCUCUGUUUUGAAACACGAGAGAAAAAAAAAAGGCAAUCAACUCCACAUUCCCUGUGACAGUGUUUCAUGGAAAAUGAAGUAUCUUGUAUUUAUUUUUGUAUGCAGGUAUGAAAUUCUUUCAUCCGCUUUCUCCAAUAAAGCUUAUUUAUUUUCUGGAUAUCACAGAGUGUUGAACUGAAAAACUAUUUUUGUCUUGUAAAUAUUUGUUAAUUUGUCAAAUAAAGAUAAAAAUAUUCAGUCUUUCA